Molecule: messenger RNA, 411 nt
Organism: Closterium sp. NIES-65
Lineage: Eukaryota; Viridiplantae; Streptophyta; Zygnematophyceae; Desmidiales; Closteriaceae
Source: the annotation of a GenBank genome assembly
AUGGACGUGGACGUGGACGUGGAAUUGGACGUGGACAUGGACGUGGACGUGGACGGGGACCUGGACGUGGACGUGGACGUGGACCUGGACGUGGACGUGAAUGUGGACGUGGACGUGGACAUGGACGUGGACUUGGACGUGGACGUGGACGUCAACGUGGACCUGGACGUGGACGUGCAACACUCGAGGGUGUCCCGCAAGAGCAUUGCAACACUUCGGGGUGUGGAGCAUUGCAAUGCUCCGGGGUGUCCGGCAAGUGCACUGCAACGCUACAGGGUGUCCGGCAAGAGCAUUGCAACGCUACGGGGUGUUCGACAAAUGCACAGCAACGCUCCGGGGUGUCCGGCAAGAGCACUGCAACGCUCCAGGGUGUCCGUCAAGAGCAUUGCAACGUACCAGGGUGUCCGCUAA